AAUGAUUAGAUAAGGUAUAAACCUAUUUAAAAGCAAUUGAGCACGGUCUUUGUGAACAUAGUUAAGAAACUGGUUUGGUUAAACAUAGUUUUUCGAACCAUGAGGAAAUCACUAUUAGCGGUCCUAUCUUUUCUAUGCUUGGCACAAUACGUUCAUGCCAGCUGCAACGUAAUUUGUUACCACGGGACGUGGUCAUAUUACAGAACAGGAAAUGGUCAAUAUAAUUUCAGCAAUGUCCCUGCCAGCUUAUGCACCCAUUACAUUUAUACUUUCGCUGGACUUAAUGCCACUACUCUUGAAGUAAUAUCAUUAGACACGUGGCUGGAUAUUGACCUGGGUGGCUUUACUAGCGCAAUUAACUUGAAACAGACCAACUCAAACCUUAAGGUUCUCUUAUCUGUCGGAGGUUGGAAUGAAGGCUCUUUAAAGUAUUCUACAAUGGCUUCUACAGCCACAGGCAGAGCUACAUUUAUUGCUUCCGUUUUAAAAAUGGUCCAAACGUACGGCUUUGAUGGUUUCGAUUUGGAUUGGGAGUAUCCCGCUAGAAGAGAUAGUAUCAGUACUGCCGAUAAGGAAAACUUUGCUUCUUUGUUAAAAGAACUUCACGAGGCAUUUAACCCUCUUGGUCUCUUGGUGACUGCUGCAGUUUCUGCUCUUCCCAGCUCAGUAGAUAUUUCUUAUGACGUGCCUGCUUUAUCAGAAUACUUGGAUAUCAUCAACGUUAUGACUUAUGACUUCCAUGGCGCUUCUGAUUCUUUUGUCGGCCAUAACGCACCCCUCUACAGUUCUUCAAAGCUUGACUCAACUUAUGCUGAUUACAGCCUGAAUGCCACUAUUAAUGGCUGGAUAGAACGUGGUGCCUCACCUUCCAAACUGGCCCUAGGUGUUCCCUUUUAUGGAGCAAACAAUGUCCUCAUUAAUGCCAGUAAUAAUACGCCCGGAUCUGCUGCUGCAGGUACUGGAUUGGAUCCUGGUCCUUACACUGCUUCAUCUGGAAAUUGGGGAUAUAAUGAGAUCAUUGAAAUUUUUGCGGCCGGUGGAUGGACUGAAGUCUGGGACGACGAACAACAAGUGCCAUACGCCUAUAACAACCUUUCAUGGCUCAGUUAUGAUAAUGCAGAUUCUAUAACUUUAAAGGUGGAAUUUGCAAAAAGUCUUGGAUUGAAUGGUAUCAUGCUCUGGUCUCUAGAAACCGAUGAUUUUCUGGGCUUGAAUGGUACUAAGAAUGCCCUAUUAAAUGCUAUUAAUACCGCAUUGCAACCGGCAAUAUCAGAUCCUUCUCUGAGUGUAUUACCUACUACUACCAGAAAGUCUUUGGAGAAUACAACCAUGAGGAAAUCAUUAUUAGCCAUCCUAUCCUUCCUAUGCUUGGCACAAUACGCUCAUGCCACCAGCAACGUAAUUUGUUACCAUGGCACGUGGUCAUAUUACAGAACCGGAAAUGGUAAAUUUACUUUCAGCGAUGUUCCUGCCAACUUAUGCACCCAUUACAUUUAUACUUUCGUUGGACUUAAUUCCACUAGUCUGGAAGUAAUAUCCUUGGACACGUGGCUGGAUAUUGACCUCGGUGGCUUUACUAGCGCAAUUAACUUGAAACAGACUAAUCCAGACCUUAAGGUUAUUUUAGCUGUAGGAGGUUGGAAUGAAGGGUCUGCAAAGUAUUCUACAAUGGCUUCUACAGCCACAGGCAGAGCUACUUUUAUCGCUUCCGCUUUAAAUUUGGUCCAAACGUACGGAUUUGAUGGUUUUGAUUUGGAUUGGGAGUAUCCCGCCAGAAGGGACAGUACUAAUACUGCCGAUAAAGAAAACUUUGCCUCUUUGGUAAAAGAAUUCUACGAGGUCUUUAACCCUCUUGGUCUUUUGGUGACUGCUGCAGUUUCUGCUACUCCAAGCUCAGUAGAUAUUUCUUAUGACGUGCCUGUUUUAUCAGAAUACUUGGACAUCAUCAACGUUAUGACUUACGACUUCCAUGGCGCUUUUGAUUCUUUUGUUGCCCACAAUGCGCCUCUCUACAGUUCUUCCAAGCUUGGUUCGACUUAUGCUGACUAUAGCCUCAAUGCCUCUAUAAAUGGAUGGAUAGAACGUGGUGCCUCACCUUCCAAACUAGCCCUAGGAGUUCCCUUCUAUGGUAGGAACAAUGUCCUCACUAAUGCCAGUAACAACACUCCUGGAUCUGCUGCUACAGGUACUGGAUUGUAUGCUGGUCCUUAUACAGCUACAUCUGGAUUUUGGGGAUAUAAUGAGAUCGUUGAAAUUCUUGCGGCCGGUGGUUGGACCGAAGUUUGGGACGACGAACAACAAGUGCCAUAUGCCUAUAACAACACCUCAUGGUUGAGCUAUGACAAUCCAGAUUCAAUAACUUUAAAGGUGGAAUUUGCAAAAAGUCUGGGAUUAAAUGGUAUUAUGCUUUGGUCCAUAGAAACCGAAGAUUUUCUGGGUGUGAAUGGUACUCAGUACGCUCUUUUGAACGCUAUUAAUACUGCAUUGAAUCGUAAUACUACGUCUAACAGCACCACAACUACAACUGCAACCACAGUGUCCAGUGACACCUCUACUUCCUCAAGUUCCACCAGCAGCUCAAGCUCAGACUCUUCUACUUCUUCUUCUUCUUCUUCUUCUUCUGACUCAAUUGCUGACGCAAACUCGUGCACCGCAGCCGGUUAUUUCAGAUCCUCCUCGGACUGUAGCGUCUAUUACUACUGUCAAGAAGUCAAUGGCGUCUAUGUUGGUUCUGAAUUAACUUGCAGCAGCGGUUUAUACUACGAUACUACCAGCGGCGUUUGUAACUGGGAGAGUCUGGUUAGCUGUUGAUUUUAGGCAUUUUUUGAAAUAAAAUUAUGGUACAAAUAUAUAUAUAUAUAUAUAUAGUCUCACAAUACUGCGUAAAUUUUAAUGUUUUAUUUUCAAACCUCCGAAUAUUUAACCUAAGAUGUAUAUUUACUUUGAGGUAGUAAAAAACCAAAUUUAAAUCGAGAUGUGAUUAAAUAUAUAUUUUCAAUUGAA
Messenger RNA from Anthonomus grandis grandis, 3003 nucleotides. Its product is annotated as acidic mammalian chitinase-like. Gene Ontology annotation, biological process: carbohydrate metabolic process; chitin catabolic process. NCBI's taxonomy places the organism in Eukaryota, Metazoa, Arthropoda, Insecta, Coleoptera, Curculionidae. Gene Ontology annotation, molecular function: chitinase activity; chitin binding. The record is from RefSeq and is a predicted model, not a curated record. The transcript is spliced from 21 exons. Gene Ontology annotation, cellular component: extracellular region. The coding region runs from base 100 to 2811 and encodes 903 amino acids.